GAUGCCUGUUGCCUAAGUGAUAUAUACCAGAUUUAUUUAACCAUGGGCAAACCACAUUUUUUUUCCUAGGGCAGUUACUUAAAAGACUAUUUACCUCCCUUAGUUACAAAAGAGGAAAUACUUCUUCCAAGACUCAGAGUAGCCGCAGCCAGUGCUUCCCGGAGAAAUUAUGAACCACAAAGAUUCCGAGCCCUGAAGCCUUUGUCCACCCACCUCCCUGCAACUGAACGGCAUGGACACAUUCAGAGAGGAGAGUCUCUCUUAACAGAUCUCCAGUGAACUGACUCACCAGCUUCACCAGUGCAGUGUCCUUUCAAUAGCCAGAUAAAAGCCAAAUGAGGAGGCUGGGAAAAGAGUGUCCAACGUAGCUGCCCUGAAAACCAUCCUCCAUUUCAUUCUGGAGCGGGGAGGUUACACCCAGACAUCACAGAGGCUUCUCUCCCCACCGAAGAUGAACUGAUAGAGUACCAGAAAACUCACAGCAACAGCAACCAGAAACAAAGGUGUUGUCUCCAAAAGACAUAGUCUUGCAAGCCCUUAAAGAGAUUUGGCACCUGGGGUCCUAAGUGAGAAGGCGACUCAUCUAAAAUCAUACGGCUAAUGAAAUGCAGAACAAAAACUUAGAGAAUCACCUCUCCCAAGUUCCAAGGCUCUUUCAACACAUCAGGCUGGCUACCUAGACCGUGGACGUCAGUGGGGUCAAGUGUCAUGGCAGGGCUGGAACUAGGGUGAGCAAUCAACAGAGCCAUACAGAUUUUCCGCAUCAGGACACUAACUUCUGGGUGAAGCAUCAAAUCAACUGGUUUGUUUCUUCAUUCUGCACUUAGCAAGGCCAUGGAAGAUCUAGAGGAAACGUUAUUUGAAGAAUUUGAGAACUACUCCUAUGUCCUGGAAGAUUACUCUCCAGAGACCGACUUGGAGGAGAAAGCGCACCUGGGAGGGGUUCACUGGGUCUCCCUGGUGCUGUAUUGUUUAGCGUUUGUCCUGGGCAUCCCGGGCAAUGCCAUCGUCAUUUGGUUCACCGGAUUCAAGUGGAAGAAGACGGUCACCACGCUCUGGUUCCUCAAUCUAGCCAUCGCGGAUUUCAUUUUUCUUCUCUUCCUGCCCCUGUAUAUCUCCUACGUGGCCAUGGGUUUCCACUGGCCCUUUGGCGUCUGUUUGUGUAAGGCCAAUGCCUUCAUUGCUCAGCUGAACAUGUUUGCCAGUGUUUUCUUCCUGACGGUGAUCAGCCUGGACCGCUAUAUCUACUUGAUCCACCCUGUCUUAUCUCAUCGGUACCGGACCCUAAGAAACUCGCUGGUUAUUGUCAUAGUCGUUUGGCUUUUGGCUUCGCUAAUGGGUGGCCCAGCCCUCUUCUUCCGGGAGACUCUGGAGUCCAAUAACCGCACCGUUUGCUAUAACAACUUCCACGAGCAAGAUCCUGACCUCGUGUUGAUGAGGCAUCACGUGCUGACCUGGGUGAAAGUUAUUGUCGGGUACCUCUUUCCUUUGCUAACCAUGAGCAUCUGCUACUUGAGUCUCAUCUUCAAGGUGAAAAAGAGAAGCAUCCUGGCCUCCAGUAAGCACUUCUGGACCGUCCUGGCUGUGGUCCUGGCCUUUUUGAUUUGCUGGACUCCUUAUCACCUAUUUAGCAUCUGGGAGCUCACAAUUCACCACAAUAGCUAUUUCCACCAGGUGCUGCAGGCUGGGAUCCCCCUCUCCACUGGCUUGGCCUUCCUCAAUAGUUGCUUGAACCCCAUCCUUUACGUCCUAAUUAGCAAGAAAUUCCAGGUGCGCUUUCGGGCCUCAGUUGCUGAGAUACUAAAAUACACACUGUGGGAAGUGAGCUGUUCUGGCACAGUGAGCGAGCCGCUCAGGAACUCUGAAACCAAAAAUCUGGGUCUCCUAGAAACAGCCCAAUGAACUCUCACUCUUCCGCAAGUCAGUAUACAGCUUUUGUAUACUGAAGGCCCCUGACAGAUGCUUUCAGAUUAUUUGUUUCUGAGACAUAGAGCUGACUGUAUCUUCUUUUUAUUUUUGGUCAUUUUAUUGGCAUCACCUUUUUCUGUGGAUAUAAAACGUAAGAAGGAUCUUCAUCUUUUUCUCCUGCCACUGAAAUUAUCUGUGUUAUUCUUACGAAGUAUAGUGUAAAGGAGUUAUCAACACUACUUUUUCAAUUUAAUAACUUUUUUGAAGUUCUAAAUCUUAAUAUUAAAUACAUGACUAAUUUUAAAAAUGUAAAAAUAAUGUGCGCUUAAGCUUUAAUUUUGCAUAAGUAACCUAUUAACUUAUUCUUUCUUUCUGAGGCAUGUGGAAGUUCCUGGGCCAGAGAUCAAAC
This is a messenger RNA of Phacochoerus africanus (Common warthog), 2317 nucleotides long. RefSeq names its product chemerin chemokine-like receptor 2 (gene CMKLR2). The coding region runs from base 835 to 1902 and encodes 355 amino acids. NCBI's taxonomy places the organism in Eukaryota, Metazoa, Chordata, Mammalia, Artiodactyla, Suidae. The transcript has 7 exons. Gene Ontology annotation, molecular function: complement receptor activity; G protein-coupled receptor activity. Gene Ontology annotation, biological process: positive regulation of cytosolic calcium ion concentration; phospholipase C-activating G protein-coupled receptor signaling pathway; inflammatory response. The record is from RefSeq and is a predicted model, not a curated record. Gene Ontology annotation, cellular component: plasma membrane.